Molecule: messenger RNA, 1904 nt
Organism: Sinocyclocheilus grahami
Lineage: Eukaryota; Metazoa; Chordata; Actinopteri; Cypriniformes; Cyprinidae
Gene: serinc2
Product: serine incorporator 2
Exons: 9
Coding region: 59-1297 (412 amino acids)
Cellular component (GO): membrane
Source: RefSeq, a predicted model, not a curated record
GAGGCGGAGAGAUUGACUUCCGUGUUGUAGCUUUAGUCUCGGUGUCUUCUCCUUCAUCAUGGGUGCGUGUAUGGCCCUGUGCUCGCUGGCGAGCUGCGCGUCCUGUCUGUGCGGCUCUGCGCCCUGUCUCUUAUCCGGAUGCUGUCCCUCUACAUACAGCUCCACUGCGAGCCGCCUGGCCUUCUCCUUCUUCCUGCUGCUGGGGACUGUAGUGUCCAUCAUCAUGAUCCUGCCCGGCAUGGAGACACAGCUCAAGAAGAUCCCUGGCUUUUGUGAAGGAGGCUCUUCUAUACCUGUAUUUGAAGGGAAGGUGAACUGUGAGAUCAUUGUUGGCUAUAAGUCGGUCUACAGGAUGUGCUUUGCCAUGGCCUGUUUCUUCCUCCUCUUCUCCAUCAUCAUGAUCCGUGUGAGAAGCAGCAAGGAUCCACGAGCCACAAUUCAAAACGGUUUCUGGUUCUUCAAGUUCUUGAUUCUGGUCGCUCUUACAGUGGGAGCUUUCUUCAUUCCAGAUGGGGCUUUCAACACAGCCCUGCUCUCAUUCACACUGGUGCACUAUAUCUGUGCCUUUGCUGCUGUGGUUUUGUUCUAUAUAUUCUACACACAGCCGGAUGACUGCGCCGAGCACAAAGCCUUCAUCAGCCUCAACCUCAUCUUCUGCAUCAUUGUGUCUGUGGUGGCCGUUCUUCCAAAAGUGCAGGAGGCUCAGCCGAGCUCUGGUCUGCUCCAGGCGUCUCUCAUCUCUCUCUACACCAUGUAUCUCACAUGGUCUGCGAUGAGCAACAACCCCAAUCGUAAGUGUAACCCGAGUCUGUUGAGGCUGGUCAGAGGCGGGCCGACGGCAGUCACUCCCACCAGUGCCCCCGGCAUCCAGACGCAGUGGUGGGAUGCCCAGAGCAUUGUGGGGCUGGUCAUCUUCCUCCUGUGCACACUGUAUGCCAGCAUUCGCUCCUCAAACAACAGUCAGGUGAAUAAGCUGAUGCAGACAGAGGAAGUUCAGGGGCUGGCGGCCGGCGAUGCCAGCGAGGGCGUCUCUGAGGACGGCGUGAGGCGCGCUCUGGAUAACGAGGAGGACAGCGUCACAUACAGCUACUCCUUCUUCCAUUUCUCCCUCUUCCUGGCCUCCCUCUACAUCAUGAUGACCCUGACCAACUGGUACCAACCCGAAACAGACUACGCAGCCAUGAAAACCAGCAUGCCGUCUGUGUGGGUGAAGAUCUGCUCGAGUUGGCUGGGACUGGUGCUGUACCUCUGGACUCUGGUGGCUCCGCUAAUCCUGUCUGACCGAGACUUCGACUAAACACGCAGAAGAUUCAAAAAGUGGCCUUAUACUGAAGCAAUACUCCUUAUGCCAAACCAUAUGCAGAGUUCACUUAUUUACUACAUUACAGAAGUUAUUGUUAAUCUUUAAGAUGCGCUGAGCUCUUGAGCUAUGCACACUUGUUAACCUUCAUGACGCUUUUCAUACACUUUUGUUGUUACAAAAUCAUAAACUGUUAACAAAUAUCCUCAAAUCUACCCUUAGAAAGCCUGUUUUAGGUGAUUAUUCAUAUAGGUAAAGUCGCAUAAAUGGGACGCUCAUUAUUUUGAUGUAUACUUCAAUUCACAUAUGUACACUGUUUUAACAUCCUUUUAUGGAUAUUUCAUAGUCUUUUAUAUUUGUCUUGGGUCCAGUUUUGUUACAAAUUGCACUACAUUUGAUCGAAUCAAAGUUGAGUGUUCAGUGGAUUGCCAGAUUGCCUCAUACAUCAAGAUGCUUAUUUUGAGAAAGAUGCGUUUAUGUAGAGCUGUAUCCGUUUAGUUUUGAAGCAUUAUUUUAUGAGCUUUAAGAUGACACUCCUCCUGACCAAAAGUUUUUAGCUCUGUUCUUUUGUAUUUGUACUUUUAUUCAUUCUUGUAAAACUGAU